Oryctolagus cuniculus (rabbit) is the source of this 2747-nucleotide messenger RNA. Its product is annotated as zona pellucida sperm-binding protein 3 receptor. Lineage: Eukaryota; Metazoa; Chordata; Mammalia; Lagomorpha; Leporidae. The record is from RefSeq and is a predicted model, not a curated record.
UCAGAGAUCAGAGAUACUCCAUUCCGAGAGAAACAGCCCAAGGCAACGCUAGAGUCUUUUCUUCAGUGGUUGACCAAAUUCUCCCCAAGACACUCAGAGUCUCUUGAGUUUAUUGAAAAUAUUGAAGAGGCCUCAGGUGAUGCACUCCCCAAGAGCUCCACGCGUGUUCCUUGGGAAGUCCGCCCUCCAUAGAGAGGGGGGAAAGGCAGCGUGGCCUCUCUCUAGACUGUGCAAAGUCUUGGAUCCAACUCUGUUCCGAAUGACUUUGGUUGCCGUUCUGUUGGCUCCUGUUCGUGGUGACUGUGAUCCUCCACCCAUUAUACCGUUUGCUUCCCCAAUAAACCCGCUUUACGAUUUGAGCUUCAAACCUGGAACCACGUUGAAAUACAACUGUCAUGCUGGCUACAAGAAAAUCAAUUCAACCUGGAUUAUCUGUAAUGCUAACGGUGAAUGGAACUACAAUGUCUUUUGUGCCAAGAAACAAUGCAAAAACCCAGGAGAAUUAAUCAAUGGGAAAGUGGAAGUUAAAACAGAUUUUCACCUUGGUUCAAUCAUAGAAUUCAGAUGUUUAAGAGGAUAUAUCUUAGUUGGCUCAGCAACUAGUCGCUGUGAAGUCCACGGGAAAGGAGUUAGCUGGAGUGAUCAUAUCCCAGAAUGUGUAAUUGUCAAGUGCGAGGCGCCUCCUACAAUCAGCAAUGGGAAGCACAAUGGGAUGGAAGCUGUGUACACGUACGGCUCUGUGGUCACCUACAGCUGUGAUCUCCACUACUCGCUCUUGGGCCAGGCUUCCAUUUCUUGUGUAAUGGAGAACACCACAACGGGUGUUUGGAGCCCAAACCCUCCUACCUGCAAAAAAAUUCUCUGUUAUCAGCCACAGAUUCCAAAUGGAAUUUUUGUCUCUGGAUUUGGAUCCCUUCAUACUUACAAGGACGUCAUUGUCAUUAAAUGCAAGAAAGGUUAUGCCCUCAGAGGCAGCAGCAGAAUCCACUGUGAAGCUAACAAUGAGUGGCACCCUUCUGUUCCCACCUGUGAACUCAAUAGUUGUAUUGACUUACCAGAACUUCCCUUUGCUUCCUGGGAGAAAACUGCCUACACCUCAAGGAGUCCGGAAAUAUUUGAAGUUGGAACUGAGUUGAAAUUUAAGUGCGACCCUGGCUAUAGAGCUAUUCCAGCUGAGUCUCUGACUGUGAAGUGUCAGGAAAAUCUGACAUGGUCACCUUCCAAAGGGUGUGAGAGGGUAUGCUGCCCAACACCAGACAUGGAGAAGAUCAUUAUCAUAAGCGACAGGAGAGACUUCACUGGGAUAUGCGUCUAUGCCUAUGGAGACUACGUGUCAUUCAUGUGUGAUAAAGGCUAUUACCCGAUCUCUCCUGAUGGAAGGAGCUCCUGCCAGGUGGACGGCACGUGGAAUCCUAAAAUGCCCAAGUGUGAGCCAGCGCGGUGUUUGAAGCCAUACAUAAAAAAUGCAAAGCUGUCCGUGGAUAAGGAUGAGUAUACGGAAUUUGAAAAUAUCACCAUCCAGUGUGACUUUGGCUAUGCGGUGGUUGGUCCCCCAAAUAUCAUUUGCUUAGAAAACAGAACAUGGUACCCAGAGGUGCCCAAGUGUGAAUGGGAGAUGGCUGAAGAAUGUGAGCAGGUGAUGGUGGGCAGAAAACUCCUGCAGUGUCUCCCCACGCCGGAGGAUGUGAAAAUGGCCCUGAGUGUGUACAAACUGUCGCUGGAGAUCGAGCGCCUGGAGCAAGAGAACACGCAAAACAGCAAUCAGAAAUUCUCCAAAGGAAAGAAAAGUAAGGGGUCAUUUUUGCCCCUACUGAAAGCUGUGCUCUUGCCACGACUUACUUCCUCAGUUUGGGUGUUGCUUUGCUACUGCCUUGGAGCCUCAACUUUAGCCUGGUUCGGGGCACCCGAAAAUCCUGAACCUUGGUGCUUUGCUCUGAGAUUCUGUACCAUGACCCCCAAAUUGCAGGAAGUUUUCCCAGCUCUGUGCCUCCUCCAGGUCCUGUGCCUCCUGUGGGCUCCACCUGGCCUUUGUGAUUGCCUACAGCCGCCUAGCGUCGCCCAUGGGCGCCACAGAGUUCUUUCUAGGACUCCUUCCAAAGAGGAGAUUAUGUAUGAGUGUGAGGAAGGCUACACUCUGGUCGGAGAGAGGAAACUGUCCUGCAUUUAUUCACGCUGGUUUCCCAGAGCCCCCGUGUGUAAAGCUCUGUGUCCAAAACCAGAAAUAGCGAAUGGAAAGCUGUCUGUGGUUAAAGCCCAGUAUGAUGAGAAGGAAAAUCUCACUGUGCGGUGCGACUCUGGCUAUGGUGUGGUCGGUUCCCCAAGCAUCACCUGUGCAGAGAGCGGAAACUGGCAGCCAGAGGUGCCCAAGUGUGAGUGGGAGGUCCCUGAAGGCUGUGAGCAGGUGCAGGCAGGCAGGAGACUCAUGCAGUGUCUCGCAGAUCCAAACGAGGUGAAGAUGGCCCUGGAGGUGUACAAGCUGUCUCUGGAGAUUGAACUCCUGGAACUGCAGAGGGACAAGGCAAGGAAAUCCUCUGUGCAGACACCGCUGUGACUUUUCCCCACAGAGGGGGGAGUGAAAGCCUCCUGCUGCGUUCAGCGCAAUGGGGUCAGGUCAGCCCCGCAGCUCGGGGUCUCUCUGGCACCAAUCUUCAUGGUAGUCAAUGAUAAUCUUGAAUACAAAUGAAUUAAACUCUCCAAUCAAAUGACAUAUGGUGGCUGAAUGGAUUAAAAAAUAAGAUUGAGCUCUA